This is a messenger RNA of Triticum turgidum subsp. durum (durum wheat), 771 nucleotides long. NCBI's taxonomy places the organism in Eukaryota, Viridiplantae, Streptophyta, Magnoliopsida, Poales, Poaceae. The record is from the annotation of a GenBank genome assembly.
AUGGAGGCGAGCCGGCAGUACAUGAUCCGCUUCGACGGCCACUUCGAGGAGGGCCCGAGCUCCGCGGCCGCCGAGCCACCGCAGCCGUUCGCCGGCAGGGCUUUCUCGCCGGAGCAGGAGCAGAGCGUCAUGGUCGCCGCGCUGCUGCACGUCGUCUCCGGGUACGCCACGCCGGCGCCGGACCUCUUCUUCCCGGCGGGCAAGGAGGCGUGCACGGCGUGCGGGGUGGACGGGUGCCUCGGCUGCGAGUUCUUCGGCGCCGAGGCCGGGCGCGCGGUCGCGGCAUCGGACGCGCCGAGAGCGGCGACCGCUGGCGGGCCGCAGAGGAGGCGGAGGAACAAGAAGAGCCAGUACCGCGGCGUCAGGCAGCGGCCGUGGGGCAAGUGGGCGGCGGAGAUCCGCGACCCGCGCCGCGCCGUGCGGGUGUGGCUCGGGACCUUCGACACCGCCGAGGACGCCGCCAGGGCCUACGACCGCGCCGCCGUCGAGUUCCGCGGCCCGCGCGCCAAGCUCAACUUCUCCUUCCCCGAGCAGCAUCUCCGCGACGACAGCGGCAAUGCCGCGGCCAAGUCAGACGCGUGCUCUCCGUCGCCUUCGCCCCGCAGCGCGGAGGAGGAGGAAACAGGGGACCUGCUCUGGGACGGCCUGGUGGACUUGAUGAAGCUGGACGAGAGCGACCUCUGCUUACUGCUCCCGGUCGACAACACUUUGGAUAAAUUUCACGCACCGGGACAGAGACGAUCGGGAUCAGGGGUGCCCCUCUGCUACUAG